Molecule: messenger RNA, 945 nt
Organism: Hansenula ciferrii
Lineage: Eukaryota; Fungi; Ascomycota; Saccharomycetes; Phaffomycetales; Wickerhamomycetaceae
Product: endonuclease/exonuclease/phosphatase family protein
Exons: 1
Coding region: 1-945 (314 amino acids)
Molecular function (GO): 3'-5'-RNA exonuclease activity
Source: RefSeq, a predicted model, not a curated record
AUGGUCAACGAAAGAUCACCUUUAAUGAAUUCAAAUUCGUUCAACAAGAACAUCAAAUUCCUGUUAAUCACUGCGUUAGUCCUACUAGUUACAAGACAAUUAUUCUUCAUGUCAGAACCAGCAGGAAAAGAAGUUAAUUUUAAAAUCUAUAAUCAAAAUAUUCGUUAUGAUAAUAAAAAUGCUGAUGGCAAGGGUGAAAAACCAUGGAAUAUUAGAAAAGUAGAAAUUGCUAAAUCUAUUCAAUACAAUAGUUUUAAUACAAAGACUAUUAUAACAUUACAAGAAGUUUUGAAAAAUCAAUUGGAUGAUUUAUUAAAAUUAUUGAAUGAAGGUACUGAAAAGGAAGGAUUAGAACCAAAAUGGACUUAUUAUGGUGUUGGUAGAUCUGACUGUAAGACUAAUGGUGAAUAUUCACCAAUUAUAUAUAACAAGGAAGAUUUUAAACUAUUGGAUUCUUCAACUUUUUGGUUAAGUGAAACUCCAAAUGUUCCAGGUUCAAUCGGUUGGGAUGCAAAUCAAGAACGUAUUGUUACAUGGGCUCAUUUAAAACCUCAAUGGGGUGAAGCUAUAAAUAUUUUUAAUACUCAUUUGGAUCACUUGGGUAAAAAAUCUCGUGAAGAAUCUGUUAAAUUAAUUGCAAAUAAAACAAGAUCUUAUAAUGAAGAUAUAAGUUUUAUCACUGGUGAUUUUAAUUCAGAACCAAAUGAAGAAGCUUAUCAAACUUUACAAAAGAUUUUCAAAGAUUCAAGAUUACAUAACGAUGUUAAAUAUGGAUUUGAUAAUACAUUUACUGGGUUUGAUUCUAAAUCAAGACAUAAAGUUAUUGAUUAUGUCUUUAUUGAUCCAAGAUUAGAUAGUGUCAAGGGAUUUGGAGUUUUAGAUAAUCAUUUUGAUGGAAUUUAUUCAAGUGAUCAUAGACCUGUUGUUGUUGAAAUCACUGUUUGA